AUGGAGAAGACAUCAUUCCACCAGGUCGAAGCCGCCAUCUGCAGGCCAAGCAAAACCGUCCCUCUGAUAGCAGCCUCGUUUUCCUUCGUCUACCAUCUGUCCCUCGCCAUUUUAGCCAACUAUGUCCCUCUCGACCGCGCCGGUGUCGCCGCAACCUUGUGGAUUUACUCAUGGGCGGCAUGCGUGGUCGGAUACUUUGGAUUGAUCGCCGUUGUUGCUAGCCGUCCAAUUCUUACUCGCAACUUCAGCUACCUCCUCUUCCUCGACGCCGCCUUCUCCGCCCUCUGGCGCUUCGCUUUGCUUGAAUGGGUGCUGCGAAACACGUACCGUGACCACUGUGAAGGGCGUGAGCACAGCAAUACUAGUGAUGAUUGCGGGCUGCGGUUCCGCUUCUUGCAUGGUGUAGCUGUGGCCGUGCUGGGCUUGUCGACUUUGGCGGAGGUGUUAUUGGCUAAUAGCGUGAGGAGAUAUGCUUGUGGGCUGAGAGAACGGACGGCGGAUGAGGAGCUGGUUGACGUUGGUGACGCGGUGACGGUCAUGGUCCAGACGGAUCCCAAACGCUGA
This is a messenger RNA of Saxophila tyrrhenica, 564 nucleotides long. RefSeq lists its product as uncharacterized. NCBI's taxonomy places the organism in Eukaryota, Fungi, Ascomycota, Dothideomycetes, Mycosphaerellales, Extremaceae. The transcript is spliced from 3 exons. The record is from RefSeq and is a predicted model, not a curated record. Bases 1 to 564 code for a protein of 187 amino acids.